AUGAAACGGUUGCUCGCUAUCGUGGGGACGGUGCUAGCGGCGGAGGGUGUGCCGGAGAGUGAUGCUUACCCUAUGAUCGAGUACUGGAUGGCGAAUGACUUCCGUUCUAAUCCGAUGUGUACGGACAAGGGUGUGCUCAAGGCGGAGACAUAUCCUUACCGACGAUCGUUGGGUUUGCAGGAGUCUGCGAAGAGUUACAUGGAGGCGUAUGCGUCGUCUCUGAAGAAGCAGUCGACGUCAGAUAUGGUGUAUCAGUCGAGUCAGAGGAGGACGACGAGUUCUUACGAGGAUAUGAUGGCUGGUGCGCUGAAGGCGGCCUUGGCCAAGAAGCGGCUAGCGGCCGAGCCAUCGGCCAAGUCUUCGUCGGUUAGUGACGACUUGGGUGGGGUGAGUGGGGCUGUCUGCAACAUGAUUGUGUCGCAGCAGGUGGAGACGGAAAGUUUCUGCAAUCUCAUGGCGGGUGUCACCGUCGAUCAUUACUGCCAAGACAACUACCAGUACAACGACCCGAACGCGGUCUACGAGAAGGUGUUGAAUCCCUCCGAAGACUUCGGCGUUGUCAUCCCGGACCAGUGUCUAGCACCCGCAACCGCGGCGCAACAACCCCUUGACCUCUUUAUCCAGCAGUACCGUUCCACACCUGAUAAUUUGGACUUAAGUGUAGUUGGAGGAGAACGCAAGGUCUACUACCUUUUGUGGAAGGCGAUUGAGAAGCUGGAACGCUACGCGGAACGCAAAUUGUUGCAGGCGGAGCUGGGGAAGACCGUUAAGAAGAACAAGGUCAGUUCCAUCCACCAGCUGUACCGUGAUACCGAGGUCUUUGAAACGAUUUUGCCGGAGUGGGUGGUGAGUCGAGUUAUUUAUACCAACGAGCCGAUGUAUAAGGGUAGCGACCUGACGCUGCGCACUCCCUUAGCUGUGAUCGCGCGUCGAGGCAAUAACUUGUUGAUGACCAUCCGCCGGUCGCUCACUAGCUAUGACAGCCGUUUCGCGUUGUAUAACCAACAAGCCUUCAAGUACCUGUAUAACUUCACCGGUCAAUUACACGAUGGCUCGAGCUCAUAUAUGCAGGCCAUGCUGGCGCCCCUCACUAUGGAGGUGGAGAGUCUUGUGACCUCACUCGCGGACAGUGGGAUUGUGAGCAAGCUGACCAUCACCGCAGCCGACGCGCCCGCCGUGGGCGCCGCGGCCGGACUUGGCGACCACUUGAGCAGACAGUUUGCCGACCAGCUGCAGGUGGAUGUAGUCGGCUUCGGUAACCCGUACUUCGGAGACAAAGACUUCCUCGAGUCCGUAAGGAAUAACGUAGAACUGCGAGUCAUCCAUCUCGAAGGCGACUCCACCGAUCUCCUGCCCUGCGCCGGAGUACUGACCUGCGACGAUACCCUACUUUACAUCAGGACGGGCAUCGAGUCUGGCAAACAAUUCUGGUAUGAACGCUCUCACGGAUACGUCUCCAUCCCGCUAUCCGAUCUGGGCGCUGUCAACAAGGCCUGGAAUGACGAGUCCGCGGUCUUCCAAGUAGCCGCCAUCCGCGACUGCGGCUACGCAUGCACUCUGGCUUAUGGCGCGUGCAGAGUCAACCCCGAUGUCGACCUGUGCGACCCCGACGUCUGCGAGUCAUUCAUCAGAACGUAA
Molecule: messenger RNA, 1638 nt
Organism: Gregarina niphandrodes
Lineage: Eukaryota; Apicomplexa; Conoidasida; Eugregarinorida; Gregarinidae
Exons: 1
Coding region: 1-1638 (545 amino acids)
Source: RefSeq, a predicted model, not a curated record